AUGGCGAUGCAGGGUCCACCCACCUGCAUCGACCCCGCUACCCUCACAACAACCACGGAUCAAGUUUGUGGUUUGCAUCAACGACACGCACGCGGUUACGCCUCUGGACGACACUUCUCCUCUCGGGACCCGGAUAUUUUCUUUUCUCCCUCUUCUUCUCCUCCUUCCUUCUCUGUAUUUGUGAUACCCCCUACCGGCGCCAUGGGUUCCGACGACCUGAUCGACUUUGAAGUAAUCGAGAACCAAAAGGAGAACAUCCAGUCGCUGCCCAGUGGACGCUCGGCCAAGGCGCUGGCGCAGCUCUUCACACCACCCCUAACCUCGGGCGCGGGCCAGACGCCGUCGCCGUCGCAGAUACAGGAUGCGCACAGCGCCGUGCGGCUGCAGUAUGAGAAGGAGCUCAUGGCCAUUGACGAGUCGGACGACCCCCUUGAUGUUUACGACCGCUACGUCAAGUGGACGCUAGACGCGUACCCCUCGGCCCAAAACACACCACAGUCGCAGCUCUGCACACUGCUUGAGCGCGCCACCAAAGCCUUCCAAUCGUCGCCACAGUACAAGAACGAUGCGCGCUACCUCAAGCUCUGGCUGCAUUACAUCAGAUUCUUCGCCGAUGCGCCACGAGAGAUCUUCGCGUAUCUCGCGCGCCACAACAUUGGAGACAGUCUCGCGCUCUACUACGAAGAAUUUGCAGCCUGGCUGGAGUCAGCGGGCCGCUUCACACAAGCCGAGGAGAUUUACAAUCUGGGCAUCGAGCGCAACGCCCGUCCAGUAGAGCGCCUGGUUCGCAAGUAUGGAGAAUUUCAGCACAGGCUCGAGAGCCGUCCAAAAGAGGUCCCUGAGCCUACAAGCCCCGCCUUACCCGCCGUUCGUCCAGCUCUGGCAGCAAAGGUCGACCCUUUCGCGCUUUCGUCGCCAGCGCCUGCAGCACAAGCACAGAGCCAACCGAAGCCAGGAGCUGGCUCAUCCCGAUCAGGCAAGCAAAAACUUGCUAUCUUCUCGGACGGUGACGAACCUGCGCGAGCUCCAUCGAGCGGUAGCCAGGAAGGUUGGGACAACAUAGGGUCGCUAGCAGAUCGUAGGAAGGAAAAUACAACAGAGGCGCGACCCUGGGCUGGAGAGACGUUGAAAGUGGGAAAGAAGAACACGGGCGUGGGCAAGAUGAUGAUAUUCAAGGAUGAGACCAAAUCAAACGAUCACAAUGAGAACGUUCCAUCCCAUCCGCUACGUGAAUACCAACAAGCUGUCAAUCCUAGGACUGGACGGCUCGAAGUCGUUUUCGUCGAUCUGGCGAGUGUAUACCCUAACCUUGAGAAUCCCAUGUCUGAAGAAUACUCAUUUGAGGAACUGCGAGCUAGGCACCGAGGAUGGCUGCAUCGUGACUGGGCCAGUAUCCGGCGAAAGGAACGGGCUGAAGGAGAGAAGGCAGCUGGUGUUGCAUUGCAAUCAAAACCUAGAACAUCGCCACUGGCAAUUCUGCGCGACACGGAUGAAGCACCACAGCCCAAAACGUCGCCACUUGCAAUACUACGUGAUACAGAAGAGACUCCAAAGCCACAAACUGUACCCCUCAAAGGCAGUGUUGAUGAUGACGCCCCCAACGACGAAAAUGUCCCCCCAUCUCAAGCAGAAAUAGACAAAGCGAAAGCUGCACGAAGAGCUAGGCGGGAAGAAAAGGCAAACAGGACUAGAAAAAUCAAGGUUAUGGAGACCAAGGAAGUCCGUGGAGAAACCCAAACAAUCCAAACAAACCUGGAUUCCCCUGUCAAACCAAAGAUUCGCCGAAAGAAAGGUGGUCCAGAGGCAACGAUGACGCUGCAUACCAAGGAGGCAAUGGACGAGAUUUAUGGCAUCUUCAACCAACCACUCAAAGCUGCUGACGAGAACGUCUCGGGGGUUCAGAGUGCUGAGGAGAGCAGUGAUGAUGACGAUGAUGACGGCGAUGACUAUACCAGUGCAGGUGAGAGCACUGGUACAGGUCGCAUGUCCGGCGCCAACAGCGACUACGGAGACGAGACUACUGCAGGAGACUUCACGCUCGGUACAAGAGUUCUCGAUACAGAUAUCGAUGGUGAAGGAACUGAUGCCGAUGGCACUGAUGCUGAUGACACCGACGCUAAAAGUGUCGUCUCGGCUUGGUCUGACUUCACAGAGAGCAAACAUGUACCCAAAGAGCAUCGGCAAGAUGACUCAGAUGAUGAGUCGGAACAAUCAAACGGAGAUUCCUUUGAUCAAACUACGCAACCGCAUGUCGAUGCAGAAACACAGCAUGACCCAGAUGUGGUUACCCCGACUUCGCCUUCGGCUCCCGGCUCGUUACCAACUCGCUUCGUUCCAGUGCCACCAGAAGAUUACGAGCAUUCUAUGCGUCCAUAUCGAGACCCCGUACAGGCUGCUAAUAACCGCCUCCCAUUCAUGACCCCGAUUGUAGAGAAGACAGAAUCAUCACUAGGCUUCGCGACUGCAUGCGCACAAAAAGACUACUUUGCAGCAAAGACACCAUCGCGCUCAAGAGGAGCCCCUGCGAUCCUUGAGGAUGAUGGUGAGCCUGGCAGCAGUCCCUUCUCAGAUCUUUUAGCUCAGGCCGUUGAUGGUCCAGGCAAAGUUGCGAAGCUUGCUUUGACGGACGUGAGAUCGACAGCACCGAAGGAAGACGUGCAAGAGCCAAAACGAAAGCCUCUGGGCACAAAGGACAUUCCUGCUAAGCCUGUCAAACCAAGUGGUCCGAUUAUACAGGAUGCUCAAUGCAAUCCCGUCGAUGAGUCAAUUCGUAAGACUAUCUUACAAGAGAUUCAACCGCCGCUAGAUAGCUACGAUGGCUACUUCGCAGACACUGGACAAAGCUACGGAAAGGGUGCUGAGAUUCGGAGAUACACAAAAGCUGUAUCUAAGAUGAACAAGAACGCCAACGACAAAACAAUGACCAAUCUAACCGUCUGCCCAACUCUGAAGUUCCCAGGCACUGACCGGACCUACACCGUCAAGCGCGAACUCGGCAAAGGCGCCUUCGCCCCCGUUUACCUCGUCGAGAGCAAGGCCCUGGACUCAGACGAGGAAGACGACGCCCCUGUGCAGAUGGGUAAGGGAGAGUUUGGUAUGAAGCGAAAAGCUCUCGAGGCUGUUAAAAUGGAGGAUCCUCCCACACCGUGGGAAUUCUACAUCAUGCGAUGUGCCACACAUCGCCUAGGCGUGUCCCGCGCUGCCGCCUCGAUUGUGCAAGCCUAUGAGAUGCACGUGUUUCGCGACGAAUGUUAUCUCGUAGAAGAAUAUCGAGAUCAAGGUACCCUCCUUGAUCUCGUAAACCUGGCGCGUGCGGAGAAUGGCGUCAUGGACGAACAACUAGCCAUGUUCUUCACCAUUGAGCUGUUCCGCACCGUGGAAGCACUGCAUGCCAAAGGCGUCAUACAUGGCGAUCUCAAAGCCGACAACAUACUCGUGCGCUUCGACACGCUGUCCAAAGACGAGACAUGGUCGGCCGAGUACGCGCGCGAUGGGCGCAACGGCUGGGCCGCCAAGGGCAUCAGCCUGAUUGACUUUGGGCGCGGCAUCGACAUGAAGGCCUUUAUCCCCACCGUACAAUUCAUCGCCGACUGGCCCACCACCGAAGCCGACUGCGCCGAGAUGCGCGAACUGCGGCCCUGGACCUACCAGAUUGACUACCACGGUCUCGUCGGGAUCGUGCACAACCUGCUCUUUGGCAAGUACAUCUCCACCGUGGCCGACAAGGGGGGCCCCACGCUCGGCGCGGGCGCUACCAAGACGUACAGGAUCAAGGAGAGCCUCAAGCGCUAUUGGCAGACGGAGAUUUGGGCAGACUGUCUCGAUCUCUUGUUGAAUCCGCUGACGCAUUUGGAGGCCGAGGAGGGCGGGAGGAUGCCUGUGCUUAGGGGGAUGAGGAGGGUGAGGGAGAGGAUGGAGGAUUGGUUGGAGGCGAAUUGCGAGAAGGGGGUGGGGUUGAGGGCAUUGGUGAGGAGGAUGGAGGAGGCGGUUAAGAGAAGAUGA
Molecule: messenger RNA, 4002 nt
Organism: Plenodomus lingam JN3
Lineage: Eukaryota; Fungi; Ascomycota; Dothideomycetes; Pleosporales; Leptosphaeriaceae
Biological process (GO): meiotic sister chromatid cohesion, centromeric; protein phosphorylation; mitotic spindle assembly checkpoint signaling
Cellular component (GO): nucleus
Molecular function (GO): protein kinase activity; ATP binding
Source: RefSeq, a predicted model, not a curated record